Messenger RNA from Paramuricea clavata, 1428 nucleotides. NCBI's taxonomy places the organism in Eukaryota, Metazoa, Cnidaria, Anthozoa, Malacalcyonacea, Plexauridae. The record is from the annotation of a GenBank genome assembly.
AUGACAUCACAAGACAAUGAAAACUCUGAAUAUUAUAUUCAGUUCAUUGCGGAAUCAACAACCCCAAAAGCAAUGACCCUUCAACAAAUCAGAGAAGCAACACAAAAUGACCCAACUUUGCAACAUGCUGCACACAUAAUACAGAAAAACUUAUGGCAUACGUUAGACACCACAACAUUUUCCAAAGACACAUACAUUGAUAUUCGUGAACUAAAGUUACUCCGUAAUAUCAAAGAUGAAUUAACUGUAUCUAAUGAUAAGAACAUCAUUUUACGAGACACACGCAUUGUUAUUCCAAAAAGCUUGCGAGCAGAUGCCAUACGUUUAGCCCAUGUUGGCCACCAAGGCAUAGUUAAAACGAAGAGCCUAAUGCGAGAAAAAGUUUGGUUCACCUUAAUUGAUUCACUUGUCAAAUCUGCUAUCGACAGCUGUAUACCAUGCCAAGCCACUGGACGUCCAAAACCACCACAACCUCUGUUAAUGCGCGAAAUACCCAAGGAGAACUUUGACACUGUAUACAUUGACUUUUUGGGUCCGUUACCAAGUGGAGAAACACUCUUUGUCCUAAUAGAUGGACGCUCCCGAUAUCCGGUAACAAAAAUUAUGAAGAAAACGGAUGCUCCUCACCUAAUUCCAUGUUUAGACGAGAUCUUUGCCACAUUUGGAUUACCAAAAAAAGUUAUCUCGGACAAUGGUCCACCGUUUCAGAGCAAAGAAAUAAAGAAAUUCAUGGAUGACAAUGGCAUUCAACACAAAACAAUCACUCCAUUAUGGCCACAAGCAAAUGAAAGCGAAACUUUCAUGAAACCACUGAUGAAAGCCAUUCGUACUGCUCAUCUGCAAAAGCAAAACUGGCGCCGCACCAUGCAGGAAUUCUUAUUAAAUUACAAAGCUACUCCCCAUACCACAACUCAAGUUGCAACGGCCACACUCAUGUUUGGUAGGAACACCCGCACAAGAUUACCUCAGACUGACACUAAAACCGACAAGAAUGCCCUUGAUCAUUCCGUCGAACAACGCGAUAAAGAACAACGACAACGCAUGAAAGAAUGCGCAGAUCGACGGAGACAAAGUAAGACGACAACCAUGAAUAUUGGUGAUUAUGUACUCGUAAGACAACAAAAGCACAACAAAUUUACCCCGAAUUUUGAUCCCAAACCGCUACGAAUAAUCACAGUAAAAGGAACGAUGAUUACUGCAGAAAGACCAGGAUUCGCUGUUACUAGAAACCAAUCGUUUUUCAAACCUAUUAAAACAACUGGGCUGUCUUCUGAAGAUGAGGAGGAAAUGGAAGAUAGUGAUGAACAUGAAGAACAACGUGAUAUUGGAGACAAUGAAAAUAACAACAAUCACAACCAAGAUGAACAACAAAAUCUAGAACGACAAUAUCCAAGGAGAGAACGAAGAAGGCCGAACUAUUAUCAUUAA